AAUCAGAAUUAGCUUUAUUUGCCAAGUAUGUGCAAACAAAGAAGGAAUGAAUUUGUUGUGUUUUUUGUACGUCAUGCAAACAUACAUUAUGACACGAGACCAGAAAUAAUAUUAAAAUAAUAAACUGCAGCAUUACAUGCAUUUGUCAUUAAAACACACUCUUUUUUUGUUGUUGUUGUUGUUGUUGCACAAAUUGAUUAAUUGGAAUUAAAUGCAUGUUCAUCAUUUGUGAGAGACAGAAAAGCCCAUUAAUCCCAAUCAAGCAAGUAAAGCAAAGACUCUCCGUCAGCAGACAGACACUGUUUAUUUGUAUCUGCGUUUGAUCGGUGUGGCUUAGGACAGAUUUUGAAAAUCCAUUAAUUCCUGGAUGAAAACCACUUACAGACGGACGUGUAUGAUUACAAAGGAUUUGUUGAGAAUGAAUGGAGCAUAUACAAUGCCUUCGCCUUUUUAUUGAAAAUGAGACAUUGCACUGUGUCUCAGUGAUAAGACAUAAGACUCUUCACAUAUAGGCUAUAAAUCAAGACUAUCCUAUCAUAACCUAUACAAACAUGUUCACACAACAUGGAUUAAACUGAACUGACCAAGCAAAUAUCAGACCAUGCUUGUGCUUAAUUAUGAACCCUCUGGGGUUGUUCAUCUGGGGAUCACACUUGUGUUUAAAUAAGUAAGAAAGGAAAAGAAAGGAGGCAGGAUCAGUAUGAAUGCUUGGAUCUGGAGGGUUAAACAGGUGUGAUAUGAACUAAAUCUCAUGCAAAUGCUGAAGCCAAAGCUGAUCCUCUCAGAGACCUUCAUGCUCUCCGUCGACAUCCAGCAGAAUCAAAACACAUAAUGCCGUGCGUUUAUCUUUCAGCACAACAAUGAGGCUUUCUGCCUCUGUGUACAUCUCAUUUGAUACAGUGCGAUCUGAUUUCUUGUCAGCUAAAGCCAGAUUACCUCCAUCUCCAGCGCUCACUAACACCUUCACAAAACUGCCCAGAUUAGCUGGGAUUUCUCAGCCACUUUAAACAUUUUUUCCUCCUGGCUGUAUAGAGGGAUAAUGUUUUGUCUGCUUGCUUUUAAUCUAUUUGGUAAAUGGGGGUUUGACACAGAGAGCAGAGUGAUCCGACUCUAUAUGAACACGUUCUGCUCUGAACCCGACCGCAUUCUGGCUCAGAACCAACUAGAAAUGCCAUGGACAAGAAGAGCUCUGUCUUCACCAUCGACCGCAUUCUGAGCGCAGACAACCACAGGAUCCCCAGCCUGCAGGAGUCUUCGGCCCCGGGGCCCUGCGAGGAGACGCCGGCCCCUGAAUCUGCAGAGAAUGGAGACUCUAUGAAUCAGACGGACCUCAGAUCGACCUGCUGCUUCUGUUCUCACUGCGGAGAGAUUCUGCACACGGCUGCCAUUUGGGGUAAGCGGAUGUUUGCAGAAGCUCACAGCAGGGAAAGCUUCAGUCAUGUUCAGAGGAGGGUUCGGCGUCACCGCACCAUCUUCACAGAAGAGCAGCUGGACGCUCUGGAGGAUCUGUUCAGACAGAACCAGUAUCCAGACAUCCACACCCGCGAGCAGCUGGCCCAGAGAACACACCUGCGCGAGGAGAGAGUCGAGGUGUGGUUUAAGAACCGAAGAGCAAAAUGGCGACGACAGAAGCGGCUUCCGUUCAGCCUCCGAGGACCAGACGACUGGAACACAGUCCUUCAUAGCGACUGACAUGAAGAAUAUGAUGUCAGGAUCAUUUCUGUCUGAUGCGUGGAGAUAUUAAACUCUUUCCAACAGAUGACAA
Messenger RNA from Carassius gibelio (silver crucian carp), 1765 nucleotides. Its product is annotated as dorsal root ganglia homeobox protein. The record is from RefSeq and is a predicted model, not a curated record. Gene Ontology annotation, biological process: regulation of transcription by RNA polymerase II. The transcript has 3 exons. Gene Ontology annotation, cellular component: nucleus. Gene Ontology annotation, molecular function: RNA polymerase II cis-regulatory region sequence-specific DNA binding; DNA-binding transcription factor activity, RNA polymerase II-specific. The coding region runs from base 1174 to 1692 and encodes 172 amino acids. NCBI's taxonomy places the organism in Eukaryota, Metazoa, Chordata, Actinopteri, Cypriniformes, Cyprinidae.